AUGGCGCCGCCUACCACCAUUAUGGGCACUGCUGCCGAGAGUCUGUCCCAGACGAGUAUCGUCACGAUGGACACGAGGGCAGACGAAGACGCCGAGAUGGAGGUGGAGGCUGAGGCUGAUAGUCUUGGCCGUGGACCGAACCAGCUCAAGGGAUUCACAGAGGGCAUCUCGGGCCACAUCAGCGUCCGCGACCCCGAGCACUACGGGCUGAUUUUGAGGCGCGCAAAGGCACUUUGA
This is a messenger RNA of Metarhizium robertsii ARSEF 23, 237 nucleotides long. RefSeq lists its product as uncharacterized. NCBI's taxonomy places the organism in Eukaryota, Fungi, Ascomycota, Sordariomycetes, Hypocreales, Clavicipitaceae. Bases 1 to 237 code for a protein of 78 amino acids. The transcript has 2 exons. The record is from RefSeq and is a predicted model, not a curated record.